This is a messenger RNA of Brienomyrus brachyistius, 1253 nucleotides long. Its product is annotated as polymeric immunoglobulin receptor-like. The record is from RefSeq and is a predicted model, not a curated record. The transcript has 6 exons. NCBI's taxonomy places the organism in Eukaryota, Metazoa, Chordata, Actinopteri, Osteoglossiformes, Mormyridae. Bases 16 to 1038 code for a protein of 340 amino acids.
GUGACACACACACUUAUGGAUCCUCUGAUGCUCCUGUUUCUUCUCAUUGCUGGGCUCACAGCUCUACAAUACAUAAACACUUCUGGCACACUAUACUAUUGGGAGUGUCGGAAGGAUAGUUACCCUGUACAUACCACAGGAGCUGCAGAACACAGGCGUAGAAGACAUGGCCCUAACCUUUUUCAAACGGAGAUUGUCGGUGCUAACGAAGGUGCUGACAGUGUGUACACAAUGAGACAAGUGUCUGUACAGAUUGGAGAAUCUGUCACCAUUCCGUGUUUCUAUGGCGGCAGAUACAAAACACAUCUGAAAUCCUGGUGCAGAGGGAGAGAAUUGAGGUCAUGUACUCCCAUAGUACACACUGACUCUCCACAGGAGGCUAAAGUGUCAGUCAGAGAUGAUCCUGACCAGCAAGUCGUCACUGUGACCAUCAAGAGUCUGACAGCUGGGGACUCUGGUUGGUACUGGUGUCGUGUGGAGAUCAAUGGAGGUUCAGAUACUGGAGAUCAGGUUUACCUGUCAGUCACUGAUGGCUCCCCAGAUCUGUCAGUGGACAAACAGGAGGUGACGGAAGUGGAAGGUGACAGUGUCAGUUUUCAGUGUCACUAUACACACAGUCAAAGUCAGCUGAAGUGGUGUAAGGCUGGAGGCUUCUGUGCAGCAGUGAAUUCUGAGAGUUUGGGUGGGAGGCCUGUCCUGAUCAGGGAUGACAGAGUAAAUAAAGUCUUCAAUGUGACAAUGAAGGGACUGGAGAGGAAGGACACAGGCUGGUACUGGUGUACUGCUGAAAUCUGGCAGAUCCCAGUUUAUGUUACUGUCAGUCAGACAGCUACAACCACAACCAUCACUGAUCAAGGAGAGAGUAAUGAAAAACUGAGGUGGGAGCAGGUUCUGGAUGCUGUACUGAAAGCUGGGACUGGUGUGUUUUAUCUGAUCUGCACCAUCAUCGCCAUUCAGCUGCACUGGAGCUCCUAUAGAAAGAGGGGAUCCAAUCAGAGAAAAGCAGAGGGAGGAGCCAAUACAAACCACGGUUCUUAGGGAAUUCUGAUUAAAUAUACAAACUUAUUAAUCCUACUAAAAUGAUUAGCAUAUACCCGCUGUAUCAAGGCUGUAUCAACAAGGAUAUGCUGUGUGUGUAUGAAAUGCCAUUUAUAUAUCAGGAGUGUUUCAGUCUAUGCUUGUGCAUUAAUCUCUUUGCAUCAGAGGAAGCUGGAAGGGGGAUGUGACCUUUAUGGAGUAGAAUGAGACAGAAG